AUGAGCCCCGGGGGCGCGGGCUGCUCCGCGGGGCUGCUGCUGACGGUUGGCUGGCUGCUCCUGGCGGGCCUCCAGUCCGCGUGCGGAACCAACGUCACCGCCCUCCAGGAUCCCGGCCUGGCCCACGAGAGCGAGAGCGAGGGCGACAACGACGAGGAGGCCGAGAAUGACAGUGAGGUGGCGGAGAACGAGGCCCCGGCCGAAGCCGCGGAGGAGGAGGAUGCUUCGAAUAAGACAGUAGUCAAAGAAGUAGAAUUUGGAAUGUGCACCGUUACCUGUGGUGUUGGUAUUAGAGAAGUAAUAUUAACAAACGGAUGCCCAGGAGGAGAAUCCAAAUGCAUUGUUCGGGUAGAAGAAUGCCGUGGACCAGUAGACUGUGGCUGGGGUAAACCAAUUUCAGAAAGUCUUGAAAGUGUUAGAUUGGCGUGUGUUCAUAUAUCUCCUACAAAUCGUUUUAAAUAUAUGUGGAAAGUUCUAAGGCCAGACCAACAACCUAUUGUGCUUGCAAAUGAUUCAGCAAUCCUGGAAGUACACAGGGAAAUGCAUCCCUUGGCUUUCGAGUGUGACACGCUGGAUAAUAGUGAACUGGUAGCAUCUAUUAGAUUCACAAUCUAUACAACAAAUGAAUUACAGAUGAGAAGAUCAAGUCGACCUGACACAGAUGCAGUCCUAGUUUUUGUGCUGACCACGGGAGUUAUUAUCUGUAUAUUUGUGAUCUUUGUAUUGAUCUUCAUAAUUAUUAAUUGGGCAGCAGUGAAAGCUUUCUGGGGGGCGAAAGCCUCUAUGACCGAAAUACAUUCUGAGAUGAGUUCUAUGAGGUAUAAAGAUUCAACUUCUCUUGACCAAUCACCAACAGAAAUACCCGGACAUGAAGAAGAUGCUUUAAGUGAAUGGAAUGAAUGA
Messenger RNA from Lepus europaeus (European hare), 903 nucleotides. RefSeq names its product sperm acrosome associated 1 (gene SPACA1). Lineage: Eukaryota; Metazoa; Chordata; Mammalia; Lagomorpha; Leporidae. Gene Ontology annotation, biological process: acrosome assembly. Gene Ontology annotation, cellular component: acrosomal membrane. The record is from RefSeq and is a predicted model, not a curated record. The coding region runs from base 1 to 903 and encodes 300 amino acids. The transcript has 7 exons.